AUGGCUCCACGACUGCAACUGCGCUCACUGAGCCAACUGGCGGAGCUGCAAGUCUUCGCCAAACCUCAUAUCUGCGGCCGCUGCUCAUAUGCAACAGCAGUAUCAACCGUGCCAGCCUUCUCAGACGCGGAGAUAGAAUCUUCACGACCGCCUUUGAAACGUUAUCCUUCCAAUCAGCCGCCCUCACACCGAGACCCUAAAUACCGGAAAUCUCAACGUAUCCGGUCCUACGUCUCGCUCCUCCAAACCACACCCUUGAUCAUCCUCUUCCAACACAACUCUCUCAAGGCCAUAGAAUGGACCGGCAUCCGUCGCGAGCUGACGUCUGCACUACGGAAGCUAGACGCCCAGCUCCUAACUCAAGGCGCGGCUCAAGAGGACUUGAUUGGAGAGUACGUCAAGCUACAGGUCAUCAAGACCACCAUGUUCGAACCCGCACUGCGGAUCGCCGAGUACUACCGACCGGAGGAGCAGAGUCAACGAGAGAAACUCAUUCCUACCCUGGCGGGGAUUGGUUCCGUGGCCGCAGACCCUUCCCUCACGCACGCCCUAUCCGAAUCCGCAUACCAAGCCAUCCAAGAACACAAGGGCGUGCAUCCCUUGACACCCCUCCUAACAGGCUCCCUUGCUAUCCUGACCUUCCCGACCGUGUCGCCGCAGCACAUUAAGACGGCAUUCUCCAUCCUCACACCACAGGCGCCUCAGUUCCCUGCUCCACCGCGCCGUUUGAACCCAUCGCUCUAUGAACUGCCAGUGCAGGAGGGAUUGAAGAAGUUGAUGCUCCUCGGGGCCCGUAUCGACGGCCAGGUCUUUGACAAGGACGGCACGAAGUGGGUGGGAAGCAUCGAAGGUGGAAUGACUGGUCUGCGCGCACAGCUCGUUGGCCUGCUUCAAGGCUUUGGCGCCGGUCUCACUCAUACACUGGAGAGUGCCGGCAGAAGCAUUUGGUUCACCAUGGAGAGUAGGAGAAAUAUGCUUGAAGAGGGCAAGACUGGCCAAGGAGAGCAACCUGCAAAGACCGGGUAG
Messenger RNA from Exophiala aquamarina CBS 119918, 1026 nucleotides. RefSeq lists its product as uncharacterized. Gene Ontology annotation, biological process: translation. Gene Ontology annotation, cellular component: mitochondrial large ribosomal subunit. The transcript has a single exon. NCBI's taxonomy places the organism in Eukaryota, Fungi, Ascomycota, Eurotiomycetes, Chaetothyriales, Herpotrichiellaceae. Gene Ontology annotation, molecular function: structural constituent of ribosome. The coding region runs from base 1 to 1026 and encodes 341 amino acids. The record is from RefSeq and is a predicted model, not a curated record.